AUGAUCCGCACCCGCCUUGCACGCGUCCCCGCCACCGGCUUGUCGCGCGUCCACGUCCGCGGCGUCGCCACCUCGCUCCCGCGUCGUCUCGCCUCCGAGGCAUCGCCCAGCGUCGCUGCCAAGGUCCAGCCAUGGGUCAACCCGUUCCCCAACGACACCUUCUCGGUGGGCCCCAACAACGGCUUCCUCCCCACCAAGGACCCCCUGGCUGUCCUGCCCAAGGAGUAUGAGGUCAUGGACGACCUCCUCGAGCGCAUGCGUCUUGUCAAGAAGGACGGCACGCCUGGUCUCCUCGCCACUGGCGACUUUGGCGCAGCCGUCGACAAGGAGCUGCCCGAGUAUGACCUGACCAAGGUCAACGAUGGCGAGCUUCUCUCUGCCCUGUACCGUGACCUCACCUUUGUCGCCUCGGCCUACCUCCUGGAGCCAUGCGACAUCCAGUACCGCAAGGACAAGACCUAUGGUCUCGGCCGCCAGACCCUCCCCCGCAACAUUGCCGUCCCUCUCAACCAGGUUGCUGAGAAGAUUGGCCAGCGUCCCUUCAUGGAGUAUGCCCUCUCCUAUGCGCUGUACAACUACAAGCGCGUCGACCCCACAAAGCCCAUCGACUAUGACAACCUCGAGCUUAUCCGUGGAUUCUCGGGAUACGAUGACGAGCACGGAUUCAUCCUCGUCCACGUCUCCAUGGUUCACCAUUCGGGCAAGCUUGCCAGCGCCUCGCUCCGUGCUCUUGACGCUGUGGCGGCCAACGACCGUCCGGCCUUCAACCAGGCAAUGCAGGACGUCGUGUCCAGCUACCAGACCAUCAACGGCGUCAUGGAGACCAUGUGGGGUCGUUCCAAGCCCGAGGGAUACAUGUCGUACCGCACGUUCAUCAUGGGUACCAAGGCCCAGCCCAUGUUCCCAGGUGGUGUGAUUUACGAGGGUGUGUCCGACGAGCCGUUCAAGAUGCGCGGCGAGUCUGGAGCCAACGACUCGAUGGUUCCCCUCGGCGACAACCUUCUGGAGAUUACCGCCCAGAUGCCCGUCAACCCCUUGACCGAGGUUCUCCGUGACUUCCGUACCUACCGUCCACGCAACCACCAGGCAUUCCUCGAGUACGUCGAGAAGCGUGCCGCUGCUGUUGGAGUCCGCGAGUUUGCCCUCGAGAACGCCAACUCGGCCGCCUACUACCUUGCCGCCGUCGACCAGAUUCGCGCUUUCCGUCACAGGCACUGGAACUUCACCAUGCACUACAUCGUCACCAAGACCAAGCACCCCGUGGCUACUGGAGGAAGCCCUAUCCUUUCAUGGCUGCCCAACCAGCUGGGUGCCGUUCUCGAUGUCAUGAACGAGACUCACGCCGGAAUCAAGUACGACGAGCUUGACCCCCAGCUUCAGGUCAUGGUGGAGGAGAUUGGUCUCCGCUCCGAGGCGCAGAAGCGCGUCCUCACUCGCCAAGUCGCCAAGCUCCAGGCAGAGCGCGGCGAGGACUCGACGGUCGUCGACGCCGUGGAGAAGAAGCCUGUCAACGAGUCGGCCUACGCCUAA
Molecule: messenger RNA, 1530 nt
Organism: Apiotrichum porosum
Lineage: Eukaryota; Fungi; Basidiomycota; Tremellomycetes; Trichosporonales; Trichosporonaceae
Exons: 3
Coding region: 1-1530 (509 amino acids)
Molecular function (GO): metal ion binding; heme binding
Source: RefSeq, a predicted model, not a curated record